Messenger RNA from Selaginella moellendorffii, 1968 nucleotides. Its product is annotated as piriformospora indica-insensitive protein 2. The transcript has a single exon. Gene Ontology annotation, molecular function: protein binding. Gene Ontology annotation, cellular component: plasma membrane. NCBI's taxonomy places the organism in Eukaryota, Viridiplantae, Streptophyta, Lycopodiopsida, Selaginellales, Selaginellaceae. Bases 513 to 1949 code for a protein of 478 amino acids. The record is from RefSeq and is a predicted model, not a curated record.
CUCUUUCCUUUCUUUUCGUCAUGAUCGAUUGAUCGAGCGCUGGGCGCGUAUAGCUCCACCGAUCGAUCGCUGGGCAGCCGGGCAUUGUUUAAUCGCGCGCACGCCCCCACCCAUAUGCGCUUGGUGGUUGAAGCGCAGUGAUCAUUGGGGAGGAAGUCGCGAGCAAAAGAAUUUCUCCUCCGGAAUUUGUCCAUCCACUCGAGAAAACAAUGCGCCUUCGAUCGCGAGUGGGGGCUACAGUGAAGAUUCUCGAGUAAACAAUCCAUUUGAUUUGACAUUCUUUUCCACUUUGCUCGUCUCCUCUUAGCUAGCGAUCGAUCGCGCCAGCCAAAAGCAUCCAACUUCUUAUACUCCACAACCACUCUUUUCUCUUCCCAUUGUCUAGUAGCUCCCCCUCUCUCCACAUAGCGUAGGAUUUCUAGGAGAGUUCUUCGCGUCUUCUUGAUGAUCUUCCUCUUCCUCUUCCUCCACUACUCUUGAACUUGGAUGAUCUGGGAGCGCUGGAAGUCACGAUGCCGGCGUCGCCAAUCUCAUGCGCGGCCGCGAUUUCUUUCCUGGUGUGGAUGUGGAUCAUCGUCGCCAUCUCCGGGCAGCAGGACGAACAAAGCAUGGAUCCCGCGGAGAAGGAGGCCUUCUUCCAGGUGAUGGAGUCUCUAAACUCCGAGUGGGAUUGGAGGAGCUUGCUGCCGGAUCCUUGCGGUGAGAACACGCUCCAGGGGAUGAUCUGUGACGUCGUCGACGACGCGAAUUCCAGCUUCCCCAAUUCGAUCCAUCUGGUGGGCUUGAGCGUGGGGAAGAUCCAGAGCAACACGCCCUCUUGCAGCGCCAACGCGACAAUCCAUCCCUCCAUCGCCAAGCUCUCCCACCUCAAAUCCCUCGCAUUCUACGGCUGCUUCACGAAAUCCCCCGCUACGAUCCCCGCCUCCAUCGCCGCCAUCGCCACUCUCUCCACUCUCACCUUCCAAAACAAUCCCGCUCUCCAGGGACCAAUCCCUGCCGAGCUCGCCAAUCUCCGCCACCUCGAGCGCUUGAUCCUGGUCGGCAACGGCCUCGCGGGAGAGAUUCCAGCCGAGCUGGGCGAUCUCACGUCGCUCCAGCAGCUCGUCAUCAGCCAGAAUCCGGGGAUCCUGGGCGCGCUGCCAAGAACCCUAAAAUUUCUCUCCAGUCUCGUCAUCCUCGACCUCAGCCACAACGCCUUCGAUUCCAUCGCCAAUCUCUCGCUCGCCGGCCUCGAUCGCCUCCGCAAGCUCGACCUCAGCAACAAUCGCAUCAAUGCGACGCUGGGAUCGCUGGAAUCGCUGCCGCCGGGGCUGGAGCUCCUGGAUUUGAGCCACAAUCUCUUGCGAGGAGGAAGAGAGGGGAAUUUCCUCGAGCCACUGCUAGGGCUGGCGACAUUGCGGGAGCUCUACCUCCACAGCAAUCCAAUCCAGGGGGCGAUUCCAUCGAUCGGGUGGGAGCGAUUGGGGGCGAGCUUGAUCAGCCUGGACAUCUCGGAUUCCCAGCUCCGCGGCGCGAUUCCCAGCAAUCUAGGCGCGCUCCCGAGCUUGCGGUUUCUAGGGCUGGCCAGGAAUGAGCUCACGGGCGCCAUCCCGCGCGAGCUCGCGCGCCUGGACCAGCUCGCGGAGAUCAAUCUCAGCGAGAAUUCGCUCGCUGGGCCGGUGCCAUUCUCGAUCGAUUCCAUCACGCGAUUCGGCAGCAAGCUCAAGCUGGGCAACAACACUGGAUUGUGCUAUCCUCCCCAAAUCCUCUCCAUGAUCCAGCAGAGCUCUUCUUCCUCGCUUUCCUCGCAAGGAAUGCUGGAUCCUUGCGACAAAUCCACGCUGCCAGUGGCAUUCCAAGUAGGAAACUAUGCGCCGUCGCCAUCCUCUUCGAUCAUCGCUCGCGGAUCAUCCACUUUUGGUGUGAUCAUCGCUGCCACCUUCGCCACCUUCUUCGUCCAUUCGCAUUAGUAUAUCAAAAGGUGGUGGA